Messenger RNA from Ahaetulla prasina, 1140 nucleotides. Its product is annotated as hepatic lectin-like. The coding region runs from base 109 to 744 and encodes 211 amino acids. NCBI's taxonomy places the organism in Eukaryota, Metazoa, Chordata, Lepidosauria, Squamata, Colubridae. The transcript has 6 exons. The record is from RefSeq and is a predicted model, not a curated record.
UGUUCUGCUGCUAGCAGUUGGAGCCUGGCCUCUCAGUAGAAUUGACAAGGUGAACCGCAGUGUCCUUAUUUUACAAAAUCAAAAUCGGCAGAGAAGAAUCUCAGCCAAAUGGAGGAUGAAAUAUAUCACGAUGAUCUUCGCACUGAUAAAAAAAGGAAUUACCUUUACUACAUCCAGAGAUCUGACUUCCAUAUCUAUGUUCUGCUGGCAGUCUCUUUUCUCCUAACAGUUAUUUUCUACAUUGCAGUUCUUUCCAAAGCCACAACUCUUUCAUCAGAAAUAAACAAAAUAAGUAAAAGUAUGCAUUCAUUAUCAGUGGAUGACCUUGAUGACCAAUUGUUCCCUUGUGGCCCUAACCACACACAGUGGGAGUACUUUAAUGGGAAAUGUUAUUACUUCUCUCUGAAGAAGAAUACCUGGAGAUUGGCCAAUGAUCAAUGCAGGGACAAUCGUGCCCAACUGGUUGUCAUCAAUGAUAUGGCCGAACAGAAUUUCCUUCAGACACGAGCCAGAAAUGCGCGUCAUUGGAUAGGACUUACAGAUAUUGACGUAGAGGGAGAAUGGAAAUGGGUGGAUGGUAGCAGUUACAGAAAUGGCUUCAGGUACUGGAAGCAAGGGGAGCCUAAUAACGAUCUUUCAAAUGAGGACUGUGCACAUCUCUGGGGCAACGGAGAAUGGAACGAUGUUUACUGCACAUAUUUAUGCUACUAUAUCUGUGAAAAAUCCUUGCCAAGAAUCUUCUAAAAAUCCUCACGGCACAGAAAGGACUGAGGGCCUAAUUGCCAAAUAGUGCAGAUUUUACCAGAGGUGCCUUAUAUCUCACUUUUAAAGAUGUUACUGUUAUAAAUCCCAAAUGAUUUUUAUUUUUACGAUUACUGCCAAUUGCCAGCAUUUACUUAUUCUGUAAUUCUGCAGCUGCACCCAUGAAUUGGCUAGUCUGGCUUUUAAUAAACUGGGGCCUCGUGGGACAUGUAGAUUCAAACUUUCCACAGUUCAUCUUCAUAUUUUAAGCAACUUAAUGGAUCCAGCAGUCCGCCAAUGCAGCCGUCUAGCAAAAUCUCAUCUCUUUUACUUAGCACUGUAAUUGUGUUCUCUUCAUUUUGUUUGCUUUUUUUAAUGUGAAAACUUGGAGAAAACAUG